AUGCCUGUUAUCUGUAUCGAUGGGACGCACUUGUACGGGAAGUAUAAAGGAACACUGUUGGUUGCUACGAGUGUUGAUGCAAGCUUCCAAGUAUUUCCUAUUGCAUUUGCGGUGGUGGAAGGGGAAAACACUUCCAGCUGGUCUUGGUUCCUAGGUUGUAUUCGAGAUCGUGUCACGCAACGGGAUGGCCUUUGUGUUAUUUCUGAUCGGCAUCCUGGGAUCAUUGCAGCAAUGAAUGAUCCCAAUGUUGGAUUCACCCAGCCCCGAGCGUAUCACAGGUUUUGUGUCCGCCACAUAGCCUCUAACUUGAAGACUCACGUGCGAAGUAACGACAUGAGAGACAUGUUCAAGGCCGCUGCGUACCAAAGGCAAGAAAGAAAACUUCAAGCUGAUCUGUGUUUCAUUGGUGAGGCCUGUCCCAAGGCCAUUGAGUACAUUGCUCAAGUCCCGUUCCCUAUGUGGUCUCUGUUUCACGACAGUGGUCGCAGGUAUGGUAUAUGUACUACUAACUUCUCGGAGACAUUCAACAAUGUGUUGAAAGGAGCUCGGUUUCUACCGAUUAUGUCCCUUGUCGAGUUAACCUUCCACAGAGUUAACAAGUAUUUCACUUUGAGAAGGGAGUCUUCUGAGGCUAGGUCUGAUCAGGGACUUCCAUACCCCCCAAAGGUCACUGCCAUCCUCGAGAAGAACACCGCUAAAGCCAGAUAUCAUAGAGUGGAUGCCUAUAACCGGCGAUUGCAUAUUUACCAAGUGACAACAGAGAGGGGAGAGAGAGUUGGUAAUAAAGGAGGCCACAAGCAUACGGUGAACUGGCAGUUGAGAACGUGUACGUGCAACAAACCGAAGAUAUUCCACCUCCCAUGUUCUCAUGUGCUAGCAGUCUGUUCUACAUACUCACUAUCAGAACGGCCUUGGGUGGACCCUCUGUUGCAGUCGGCCGCCUACAUGAACACCUAUGCACCACAGUUCUGGCCGAUCCCCUGCGAGACAACCUGGUCACAGUACGUAGGCCCUAAACUCAUUCCGGACGGCACAAUGAUACGUGGAAAAGGUCGUCCAAAGUCGAAGCGCAUACGCAAUGAGAUGGAUGACAGCAACCGGCCCCCAACCAAAUGCAGCCGUUGUCACCAGCAAGGUCACAACCACACUACUUGUCCAUCUAGACCAACAUAG
This is a messenger RNA of Chenopodium quinoa (quinoa), 1173 nucleotides long. RefSeq lists its product as uncharacterized. The record is from RefSeq and is a predicted model, not a curated record. The coding region runs from base 1 to 1173 and encodes 390 amino acids. Gene Ontology annotation, molecular function: zinc ion binding. The transcript has a single exon. Lineage: Eukaryota; Viridiplantae; Streptophyta; Magnoliopsida; Caryophyllales; Amaranthaceae.